AUGAUAGGCUUUUGGAUGGACGCUAAUGAAGUAAAAGAUAAAUCGUUAGUUAUAGAGAAGCUGAUAGAGGGUAAUAGGCACAAAAAGGAGACAAGCGCCUCGAUUAAUGGCCAAAGCGUCAAAAACAAGGGGAAUACAAACAACGAAAGACAAUUAUACCAUCAGAAGAAAAUGGAACGAUCAGGGAGCCCAAAGAACAAACAGAGGGUGAGUCUGAAAGGUAAAGAUUAUGAGAAGGAAAUUGACAUAUUCAAUUCGGACAUAGAGGCCAUUUUGUCGCCGUUCAAACAGAUGGAGAAAUCCGAUUCGAAGAUAGAUCGUGGGGUUAUCAAGUACUUUGCAUUGGUGGUGAUAUUACUACCAUCCAUAAUUGGGAUAUUGACUCCUUCAGGAGAUGAUAACGGUCGUACGAGCAUCGAUGUGGCCAAUUUGGUGACUGACAGCUUCAUGGUUAUUUUGGUGAGUUGGUUUAUCAACUUUACGAUAGAAUGGCCUUGGAAUUGGCACAAAAAUAUAAUUGAGGCACAAGAUAAGCUUUUGGAAAGUACUAAUGCAUUUGUUCACCGAGUGUCUACGACGGAAGAGGUGAACAGCGAGAUUCUCACCAAAAAGGUCAAGGCCUUCAAGAAGCUUUCUAAAUUUGAAAACUAUUCUCUUCUGUUGUGUUUUGCAUGUACUUGCAUGGGGGCUGGGAUCAUGAGAUGUUCUAGAAAUUAUAUCAAUAUAGAAGAUACACGCAGACGAUUGGUUUUCAGUAAUUUAAAUAUCAUGCUAUUUUUAUUUUUGGAGAUAUUUAGGUUGGUCUUAAUUUUAACUGACCGGUUACAGAAACACACGGUAGAUGAUAUUCAAGAAAAGAUCUCCAAAGAUCUUUUGAAAUCUGGAUCGAAGAAGGGCCAUGUGGAUUUGCUUUCACCUUCAAGCUCUUCAAGUGAUGAUCAUGAUAAAAUGAGUGGAUUAAUGAAUGGGUUUGGCAGUCUAAUUAGUACUGGAAAAUUAGGUCCAACGCCUGAAAAUGGCAUUGUUCGCUAUAAACAGAAUUUAGAAGUACUACGGGAGAAAACAGAUAGGCAAGAUGAAAUAAUCCAGAAUCUAUUAAUUACACAGGCCAAUGAGUAUUCUAGGAUUAAUAUGACAUUGACAAACCUCGAGAAAUCAGUAAGCCAAAUGAAUAAUCAUAAACACGAGGACUUGGGAAACCAAAGGUCUAUUUUUUUAAAGCCGUUUCCUUUAAAUUUAUCUUCUGAAAAUAAGCUACCACAAAAGUCUUACAAACGGUUGUCCUUACCACCAUUGUUGAACAAUGACAAGCAACCAAUGCAUACAAUAUUUGAAGAAUCAGAUAUAGAAGAAGAUCAUGGAGCAGAAGAUAGUCAAAUAAAUAGAGAAUUAAUAGAAUUAAAAAGAAAGAAAGUACAAGCUAGAAGCGAAGAUAUUGAUAAAAUGAUAGGAGAUAUGGUUGAUAAACAAGAGAAGUUCUCAGACAACAUUUCAAAACAGAUUAGGCCUCAAAAACUGAAUUCUAGCUCUACAAACAUAUCAUCUUUUACUGAAUCUAUAUUCGAACAACCACAGCUGAAUCAGACAGAUAUAAAGCAAUCCGAUAUAGAAAAUUUUUCGGAUUAUAAUUCAAAUUACUUUGAUGAAGAAAGCCGAAAUGACGACAAAUAUAAGGAGCAGGAUAGGGGACAUUUUUCAUUGCAUGGUCUACCAUUCUCAUCAUCGAUAAAAAAUUUAGUUACCAGGAAUCUAGUCUAUGAAGAUAGUACCAUACCUUAUGCUCAAGAAAGUAUACUAGAUAAUAGAAUAAACGAGCUAGUGGGGUAUGGGUCCGAGCAGCUGGGUAUUACGUGUAAUAUGGAAGAGAAGAGUUAUAACAUAUUAAUUAAAUUGAAGCUAAUAGUGAAAAAUAUUUUACAAAAUAUUUCCGUUAUUGAUUUGAUUAAAGAUCCAUUGACAACAAAGCAAAUUCUUCAUUCAGAGAUUACGCCUCUUUUAAUGAGUUUUGGCAAGGAACAAAUAGAAAGCUAUAGAGCAACCACUAAGCUACUCAAAAGUCUUAUGUGGGAACUCCUAACAAAGAACUUUUUUCUAACAACGGAAAAAUUUGACUCAAUCGUAAAUACUUAUUUAUCACCCUUAGAAAGGUUGAAAAAUCUUGUAACUCUAGUUUGUUUCAAAAUUCCUUUCAAUAUUUUUAGAUUUUACGUGGCUGUAUUAUCGUUCUUUCCCAAAAUAUUCUACCAUAUAUUUAUUGCAUAUCCUAUCAUAAGUCAAAAAUCAAAGAUAAAGAGUUCUAGAGGGACAAGAAGUAUUAAAAGCAUUGAUCACAGAGAGCCAGAAUCAAGACCCUCUUUAGCAAUGAAGCAAUUCCAUUUAUCUCCAAAUGCUACAAGAUUUGGCAAAAAUAAAACCAAAAUAGAAUCUGAUAAGGCAAAUUAUGAUUUGAAAGCUAGAAGAAUGGUACUUAAUAAAUUGCUGAGGUAUUAUGACUUAAAAGCGCUUCCAGAAAACAGUCUAUUCACGCCCGUGAGAUUGUAUGAUGAAGAGUAA
Molecule: messenger RNA, 2553 nt
Organism: Debaryomyces fabryi
Lineage: Eukaryota; Fungi; Ascomycota; Pichiomycetes; Serinales; Debaryomycetaceae
Exons: 1
Coding region: 1-2553 (850 amino acids)
Source: RefSeq, a predicted model, not a curated record